Talaromyces atroroseus is the source of this 1260-nucleotide messenger RNA. RefSeq lists its product as hypothetical. Gene Ontology annotation, biological process: mitotic cell cycle phase transition; regulation of cyclin-dependent protein serine/threonine kinase activity. Gene Ontology annotation, cellular component: cyclin-dependent protein kinase holoenzyme complex; cytoplasm; centrosome. The record is from RefSeq and is a predicted model, not a curated record. Gene Ontology annotation, molecular function: cyclin-dependent protein serine/threonine kinase regulator activity. NCBI's taxonomy places the organism in Eukaryota, Fungi, Ascomycota, Eurotiomycetes, Eurotiales, Trichocomaceae. The transcript is spliced from 2 exons. The coding region runs from base 1 to 1260 and encodes 419 amino acids.
AUGGCUUGCCCACGUCCUGCUACCGCCCAUCAACCUUGUGAUACCUUCUUCGUUGAGUCUGAUGACAUGCAUCCUCGCAUGGAUCCCAAAGAGCAGGCAAGGCUGAUUGCUCGGGAAAGGCAGUAUGCCAUUGCCGACCAGUUGUCCACGUUGGCCAAGGAGGAGUAUCUAGAUGACUGCCUGUCUCACAUGCUUCAGAUGGAUACUGCUACCCUUCCCGACGUGGAGUCUAUUGAUAUCCAAACUGAAAUUCAGUGGUUCAUGCGUCCCUACCUGUUGGACUUUCUCAUUGAGGCUCAUGCCGCCUUCCAAUUACAACCUUCCACGUUGUUCCUGGCUAUCAACCUCCUUGACCGCUACUGCUCCAAGCGAGUUGUAUACAAGAGACAUUACCAACUUGUUGGUUGCUCCGCUCUUCUCAUUGCCGCCAAAUACGGCGACAAGAAGGAGCAUGUGCCUACAAUAAGGGAGUUGAAGUCUAUGUGCUGCUCGCUCUACGAUGAUGACAUGUUCCUUCAAAUGGAGUGGCAUGUGUUGCAAACCCUCGGCUGGACCAUUGGGCACCCAACAGUGGAUAGUUUCUUGAACAUCGCUUUGGUAGAUAAGCAAUACGACCCCGAAGUCGAGCAUCUUGCAUUGUACAUCCUCGAGAUCUCACUCUUCCAUCGGGAGUUUGUCUCAAAACCAUCGGCUGAUCUUGCCAAGGCUGCCCUGGCUCUUUCGAGGUGUAUCUUGAAUCGACGUCAGCCUCACCAUAAUGAAUGGGCCUCGACUUACGACUCUGCUACCUUGGUCGGUCUAUCCCAGCAGUUGCACCAGCCCUCGCAAGUGUUGUAUCGCAAAUACUCUUCUGGCCAUUAUUCAAGAAUUUCCAAGCUCCUGGAACAGUUCCUUGCUCGCCAAGCUUCUAUUGCCAGUGGUUCUUACUCUCCUCCCUCGCCACCAACAGAUAUACCAGUGGAACCGAAAGCGCAGUAUGCUGGGCAAGUUGGUCUCUCCACACCACAGAAAUCGCAUGGCAUUCCACCGCAUGGGUACCUCACACCUCCAAUCACACCGGAAAACGAAGGAUUCAAUAAUGCCCAUGUUGCUGCCGUCAAUGCAAAUAAGCAAGUGGCAAGCACUGUUUGCCCCUCCUCACCUUCUCCGCCGCCGAAUGUGUCCUUCAAUGAUACUCAGAUGUACGAUGCAGAACCGGUGUAUGCUCAAUGCCCGCAAUAUGCCCAACCUUCUCAUGUCGGUUACACUCCCGCAUUCUAG